GCCGGUUGCCUCCGCCUUCCCUUCUAGAAAAACCAUCUGCUCUCUCUCUCUCUCUUUCCUCCGCGAAGCGCCGCUCUUUUUGUGAACCGCGCCUCCGCCUCUGCCGCUUGCCUUCGCCGUCGCCUCCCGGAGCCCGUCGGUGGCUCAGAUCCCAACCACGCGGCCGCCUCCGCCUACAUCGUCGCCUCCGAAGCCCCCAUUGGCGAUUCGUCCUCUGCCCCUCUCUCUCUCUGUCCCAAGAAACGGCACCGCUUGGCUCUUUGUGACGAAUCGCGCCUCCGCCGUUGCCUCCCGAAGCCCCUUUGGCGAUCUCGGGCUCCGACUCGCCCUCUGCGUUGCCUCCGAAGCCCCAUUCUCAGAGAAACGGCUCCGCUCGGCUCUCGAAGCUGGCGCUGGUGGUGGUGAUGGUGGGGUUGAGGUGUGCAAGUGCGACAAUCGCAGCGCGGGCCGAAGCUCCGUGCCCGUCAACAAAUCGAAGUACACAUGAGUCCGAUCGACGCAUACCGUGAGCUUUCUAGUUCGUUUGAGUGUGUGCUGCUUCAUGGAGUUUCUUGAAUCGGGAGGUAGGUUUGAGGGUUGAACAUCCUCAAGAACUAAUAAAUAGCAUACAGGUAAUUUCAAAAUUAUGCAAGCAGCCAAUCGUUGUUUAUAUUCCAGAGCAUGAGUACUCAAAAUUGGCAUUGGAAGUCCGUGGUGGAGGUGGAAAAGUACUAGUGGCAGAUUACAAGAUUGCCAAGCAUGUCGGGGGUGAGGAUGUUGAUUCUUCCCCAAGUUUAGGGACAAACCGUGCUUGCCACUUCUUCUGCAUGUGUCCUGGCAGACAGGUAAUAGACAUCUUAUUUUGUUGAAAGGAUGGUUGGUUUGUUUCGUCUUCACGGAAUUGGUUUUUUGCCUCAUUUGGAGUCAAUGUGAUAUGUGAAUGUUAGGGAUUUUGGAAUGACAACAACGUCCGUAAAAGUAUAGUUGAUCCUGAAAAUUGUGUAUAGAAUGUGGCAUUCUGUGGUACACAUGGUGAUUGAUUUGCUGGUUUUUUAAUAGCUUGUCUGGAUACUUCAUUUAGACACAAUGGAUUAAUGCACAAGAUAUGAACUUUCUUUGAAUCUUUUUUCUCUAGACAUGAAACUAUCUAACCAAUGAGGGAAAGACAUAAGUCCAUGAUACCCCAUUGAGAUGAUUUUUUCUGUUUGGCAGUAAGUAAGAGAUAAAACCCAAUAACGGUUAAACCCCAUUGAGAUGAUUUUUCCCAUUCGUUAUUGAUGAUGAUGUGGAGUUUAGUAAUUACAUUGGGUCCCUAAAUAAAUCUCUGCUUGUAUAUUCUACUGAUUGUGUUUGAUUGUGCUCUAAAAAUGUUUGUGUGAGUGAUUGUGUUCUAAAAAUGUUUGUUUUGUAUUUCAUUAGGAGGGAAUUUUAUAGUCUCUCAUCACCUCAGUUAUUUUGCACUUGUAAAGAUAUCAAAUGGCUGACUUAGAGCAUGAAACUUCUCAUCUUGCACAUGUGAUGCGUGAUAUGGAAAAAGAUUUUGAGUUUGUAAUAGGGAUGGUUUUCUCAAAUGAACUUGAAGCAUAUCAUAAGUAUGUGGCUUAUGCAAUCGGCAGAGGAUUUGGAGUGAGAAAGGGUAAUACUGUUAAAAAUAGAAAAGGGGAAAUAACCCGGCGUACUUUUUUGUGUAAUUGUGAGGGGCAUUCAGUUGGGUCAUCUGAUCAAGAAAAGAAAUAUGAGAGAUUUGAAGUUAGAUGUGGGUGUCUUGCUCAUAUCAAAUUUAAGGUUGAUCAUGGUGUCUAUGAAGUCAUGGACUAUGUUUCUGAGCAUAAUCAUGCAUUUGUACCGGAAGAUCAAAAGCAUUUGAUUAGAUGCGGAAGAAUGAUAUUUGACACGUGCAAGGGUAUUUUGGUUGACAUGAUUAAAGCGGGCAUUGGGGGGACUUCAGCAUAUAAGUUUUUAGCAAACGAAGUUGGAGGAAGCAAAAACUUAGGUUUCAUCCUGCGUGAUUGUCAAAAUUUUUUGCAAACAGAAAGAUCCAAGGUUAUUAGUGGCGGAGAUUGUCAAAGUCUUUUGAACCAUUUUCAUUGCAUGCAAAUGCACAACCCAAUGUUUUUCUAUGCUGUUCAAGUAGAUCAGGAUGGUAGAUUGACCAAUUUAUUUUGGAGAGAUAGUUCGUCCAAAUUUGAUUACGACUGUUUUGGUGAUGUGCUAGUGUUUGAUACCACAUACCGUACCAACAAAUAUAACAUGAUAUGUGCACCUUUUGUUGGGGUUAAUCACCAUUGGAAGAAUACUCUGUUUGGUUGUGCAUUUUUGUUGGACGAGACUGCAGAAUCAUUUAUUUGGUUAUUUGAGGUGUUUUUGAAGUCUAUGGGAAAUAAGGCUCCGAAAACCAUAUUCACUGAUCAAGAUCAAGCCAUGGCAAAAACCAUUAGAAUGGUGUUUCCGAAUACACAGCACCGUUUAUGCACGUGGCACAUUGGGAAAAAUGCCAAUCAAAACAUUCUGCAUCUUUACCAUAAGCCGGGUUUUAAGGAUAAAUAUUUCUUAGCACUUAUGUAUAGAUGCAAAUCAGAGGAUGAAUUUGAAGCUACAUGGAGGGAAAUGGAAGAGGCUCAUUCAUGA
Messenger RNA from Syzygium oleosum, 2607 nucleotides. RefSeq names its product protein FAR1-RELATED SEQUENCE 5-like. NCBI's taxonomy places the organism in Eukaryota, Viridiplantae, Streptophyta, Magnoliopsida, Myrtales, Myrtaceae. The record is from RefSeq and is a predicted model, not a curated record. The coding region runs from base 1456 to 2607 and encodes 383 amino acids. The transcript is spliced from 6 exons.